AUGGCCAACAUUACCCUUUUGACCUCUGACCUCUCUUUGCCUUCGGUCUUUCAGGUGGUCAUGGUGGGCUCGUCCAUCAACGAACGAGACCAGAUGCUCUUCAUCAGCACAGACGAGGGCUCCUCCUUCCAACGGCAGGCGGUCGCCUUCACACCAGACACUGUCAUCUUCCACCCAAAGGAGGAAGACAAGCUGCUGGCGUACUGCAAGGACGGACGGCUCGUCGCUUCAACCGAUCUGGGCCGCAAGUGGACUUUACUUCAAGAGAGGGUGACCAAGGACAGAAUCUUCUGGUCCGUAUCUGGUGUGGAUUUGGAUCCUGAUCUGGUGCACAUGGAAAUGCAAGAUUCAAGUGGAGGUCACCUCUACGUUACCUGCCUCAUCCAGAACUGUUCGGACAAAAUGCUGACCGCCCAGUUUCUGGGUAGAAUCGAUCACAAUUCGCUGCUGGUGCAAGAUGACUACAUAUUUGUUAAGGUCACAACAGGUAAUCGCACCAAGCACUAUGUGUCGUAUCGGCGCAAUGAGUUCGUCCAGAUGAGGUUUCCCAAGUAUGCCCUGCCGAAGGACGUUCAGAUAGUGAGCACAGACGAGAGCCAGGUGUUCCUGGCCCUCCAGGAGUGGUACCAGUCCGACACGUACAACCUGUACCAGUCGGACUCGCAGGGCGUCUACUACUCCCUGAUCCUGGAGAACGUCCGCAGCACCAAGCAGCCGGAGGAGAGCGUCCUCAUCGACAUCCUGGAGGUGCGUGGGGUGAAAGGCGUCUUCCUUGCCAAUCAGAAAAUCGAUGGAAAAGUGACGACUCUCAUCACCUUCAACAAGGGGCGGACCUGGGAGUCCCUGGCCCCGCCCACCACGGACAUGAAUGGCAAACCAGUCAGGUGCAAAGUACCGGAUUGCCACCUCCACCUCCACCUGCGCUGGGCCGACAAUCCCUACGUCUCUGGCACCGUCCACACUAAAGACUCGGCUCCGGGCCUCAUCAUGGGCGCUGGUAACCUUGGCUCCAAACUUGUAGAGUAUAAGGAGGAGAUGUACAUCACUUCAGACUGUGGGAAGACUUGGAGACAGGUGUUUGAGGAGGAGCAUCACAUCCUGUACCUGGACCACGGUGGAGUCAUUGUUGCCAUCAAGGACACGUCUAUUCCCCUCAAGAUACUGAAGUUCAGCAUUGAUGAAGGCAGAACCUGGAACAUUCACAACUUCACCAGCACAUCUGUGUUCGUGGACGGACUCCUGAGUGAACCAGGAGACGAAACUCUGGUCAUGACUGUGUUUGGCCACAUCAGCUACAGGUCGGACUGGGAGCUGGUCAAAGUGGACUUCAGGCAGUCUUUCCCCCGUCAGUGCACCGAGUCGGAUUACGAGUCCUGGCAGCUCACAGACCUGCAGGGGGAAAAGUGCAUUAUGGGACGAGAGCGGACCUUCAGGAAGCGGAAGGACAGCGCGUUCUGCGUGAAAGGAAAGAGCUACACGUCGGCUCUCACCGCCACGCCCUGCCAGUGCACCGACAACGACUUCAUCUGUGAUUACGGCUUUGAGCGCUCCGACACGGAGGGCGAUCGAUGCUUCCCAGACUUCUGGUUCGAUCCCGAAUCUCCCCCAGAGAGCUGCCACCUUGGACAAAACUACCAGUCGAGCACUGGCUACAGGAAGGUGAUAUCGAACUCUUGCGAGGGAGGCCUCGACAAGCAGCAGAGUGCCAAACAGCACAGCUGCCCUCUGCUGCCCCCGAAAGGGCUGAAGGUCGGCAUUAAAGGCCAGAUGCUGGCCGUGGCCCCUGGCGAUGACAUCACGUUCAUCGUCCACCAGGAGCAGGGCGACACGAGCAGCACCAGGUACCAGGUGGACCUCGGCGACGGCGUUCGAACCAUUUACCAGAACCUGACGGUGACCGACGAGCCCAUCCAGCACCGCUACGAACAGCCCGGCGUUUACAAGGUGACGGUGAAGGCGGAGAACAUGGCGGGACACGACGAGGCCACCAUGUACAUCCAGGUCACAGAGCCUCUGCAGGAAGUUCACCUGGAAGCAGUUCCCAUCGCCAGGAGAAACGGUGAAGUCAACCUGACGGCCGUAGUUCUUCCCACUACAGCCAAUCUGACCGUCUUCUACUGGUGGCUCGGCGACGGCCCUACGCCCAAACUGACCCUCCAGAACAGCCUUUUGACCCGUUUCCCCGAGAGCGGAGAGGUUUCAGUCACCGUCCAGGCGUCCAACGGCCGAUCCAUGGUGCAGGACACAAAGAUCGUCAGAGUCUAUGACAACUUCCAAGUCAUCCCGCUGAGCUUCAGCAGGAACCUGGACCGUUUCAACCCCAACAUCCCGGAGUGGAGGGACGACGUCGGCCAGGUGGUCACCAAGCUCCUGGCCAAGACCACAGGCGUACCUCAGGACUCUCUGGUUACCGUGGUGAACCCAGGCCUCCCCACCACGGCCGACCUGUACGUGUUGCCGCUGGACUCCAAACCAGCCAAGGGCAGCAUAUUGGUAGAUAAGCGUAUCCCGGCGGUUGUUCAAGCGGUCAGCGACAAGAACGUGAGUUUCAUGGUCCGAGGAGGUCUGCGGGUGUUGGUGAUGUUGGCCGACCCGAACGCAGGCUACCACGGAGCAGCCGGAGGGCCAGGCGUUUGGGCGCUGGCUGUCAUAUUCCUAAUAAGCGUCAUCGGCACCGGCUCGUUCAUUCUGUACAAGUUUAAAAGGAAGCUCCCCGGCAACCGCAACAUCUACGCCCAGAUGCACAACGAGAAGGAGCAGGAGAUGACCAGCCCCGUCAACCACAGCGAGGACACGCAGCACAUCAUCCAGGGCGAGGAGUUCAUCGACGACGACCUGGACUCGCAGACUCUAGGCAACCACUCAGGUGUAAUCCUGAGCAUCAACUCCAGAGAAUUACACGGUUACCUGAGCAGCUGAUGGCUGACGGGGCAACGCUGACGGGCUAGCCCAGCCUAGCCGAGCCAGCUAACAAGCACAGGGACUCUGACUUCCUCUUCCUCCCUCCUCCCUCGUCUCUCUCUCUAUCUCUCUCUCUCUUUUUUCAUCUACGUUGGAAACAUCAGAUCUAUCCAACAGCCUCUUCAAGCCCAACUUUUUGGUGAUCUGUUUGAAUUUGUUUGUAUUCCACGUCCCUUUCUUCUCCUUUUCAAUUCAUCUCAACUCUGAAGACGUGUUUGAGGUUCAUGUGUUGAUUUGUGUGUCAGUGCUUCAAAAAUGUGCUGAAGUAGCACAACUUCCCUUCCUGGUUUUAUCUGAUAAGAUGGUUGAUCAGUGCAGGCCAGCAGCGACUGAAAGCCUCGCAAAAGUAUUACUACCACCUAAACCUUUAUUAUUAAUAUUUGUCAUGUUGCAGCUGUGAACUUCAGUGUAUUGGGCGUUUAUGACACAAAGUAGCGUAAAUCCUCUUGACUACCAUGAAAAAGAGUUGGUUUUUUUUGUACUUUCCAAAUUGUGUGGAAAUUUGAACUACGGGUAGUCGCGAGGAUAUUUGUAAAGUAGAAAGAAAUUAUACAUGACUUCAUUUUUUAAAGAUAAAACAAAUCGAUUAUUUGUGAAACCACAUUUUUCUAAAAGGUUACAUGGAGAACAUCUGUGAAAAGAAAUUGUUACUUCGACUAGGCCACUCUACCGUGUGAGUGUGCGUUUCUGUAAACCGUUCUGCUGCAGCUCCAGUGGUAAGAAGAAUGUCUUUCCUCCAGGCUGUUUUCAAAGCCUAAGAUUUAUUUUUGUCACAGUUUUUAUCCUCUCGUCUUCCCCUUUGCAGCGUCCCCUACAGCAUGAUGCUGCCACCACUAUGUUUCCUGCUGGUGCGAUCAGAGCGAUGUCUUGCAGUGAUUUUCGUGUAUGCCAAAAAGCUCAACUCAGGUUUUUCCUGUGAUUAGUUUUGCUCAAACCAAGGACAGAAUUUGGACAAAAAUUGUGUCAACAAAAUACUUUAACAUGAUAUCAACACGAUUUGUGUUGAUUCUUCCUCAAACAACAAAAUGCAAAAAAAAAAAAAAAAAAAAAAAAAUCAUCAUUUGAGAACAAAUCAAAAACAAAAGCAUUUUGUUGUGGUAGAGCUGAGAAACAACGGUGCAAAAAUAAAGCGAAAUUUUAAUAGAAAAUCUGAAACCAAUAUAAUAAUCUUAUGUAUUCACACCUCAACCUAAUAACCAUGAAUCAUUUUCCUUCUACUUUACAUUAUGCAACAAUUGAAGUUGCUGUAUUAAUAACACAUUGAAGUUUGUGGUUGUAAUGUGCCCAAAUAUAGAGCUUUGAAGGAGUACAAAUACUUUUCCGAGGCACUGUCUGGUUCUGUUAGAGCAUUAAAUGUAGGCCAUGCUGGGGUCGUGAUGUUAAAUGAAAGAUGAGCCAGCUUUUACUCCUUUACUUACUUUUCUUCUCCCCCAAAGUUAGCACUCCUCUCUUUUUACAAGGCAAUAAUAAUCUCAAUGGAAUGUACAGUAUAAUAAAACCCUUGUGAACUUGCAUAUGAAGGGAAUAAGCAUGCAAACACAAGAGGGCGGUGUUGCACUUUCUUGGAAUUUCCACUCACAGGUACUUCUCACCUCCUUGGGACUUCACCAUUAUGUCCACACAGCUUUGAUCUCUCUCUUUUUUUUCCCCAUUAUCCUAUGUUACCAUUGUUCCGGAUCCUUGUUUAAAAAUCGUAUGAAUAUCGAUGUGCGGUGUUUCAAAUGAGUAUCAGUUCUCGUGUGUCCCAUGGUGCCUAAGACGGCAGACUUAGAUCUGCUCUGUGACAUUUCUCUGUUAUCAUGUUAUUUGUGUUUUAAGUCUCCCGCGGUCAAACAGCAGGGUGGGAGGGGCGAGAGGUUCCCGAAUCCACAAACACACAAAACCUGGUAAAAAAGGUCGCGCGCGGAGUCGCCAUACAGGGUAAAAAGCUCGCGGCUUUCUUAAUCGGCCCCAUUUCUGACCGCGGGAGGGUUAAAAAAAAAAAAAGAAGAAGAA
Poecilia latipinna (sailfin molly) is the source of this 4956-nucleotide messenger RNA. RefSeq names its product sortilin-related VPS10 domain containing receptor 2 (gene sorcs2). Lineage: Eukaryota; Metazoa; Chordata; Actinopteri; Cyprinodontiformes; Poeciliidae. The record is from RefSeq and is a predicted model, not a curated record. The coding region runs from base 1 to 2919 and encodes 972 amino acids. The transcript has 25 exons. Gene Ontology annotation, cellular component: membrane.